Messenger RNA from Phascolarctos cinereus (koala), 1627 nucleotides. Its product is annotated as olfactory receptor 13D1-like. Gene Ontology annotation, molecular function: olfactory receptor activity; G protein-coupled receptor activity. Gene Ontology annotation, cellular component: membrane. NCBI's taxonomy places the organism in Eukaryota, Metazoa, Chordata, Mammalia, Diprotodontia, Phascolarctidae. The record is from RefSeq and is a predicted model, not a curated record. Gene Ontology annotation, biological process: G protein-coupled receptor signaling pathway.
AACCACAAUGAAAUAACAUGGGCAAAGGGAAUUACACAGCUGUGAGUGAGUUUAUCCUGAUUGGACUUUCUCAGUACCCAGGCCUCCAGAUGUUUCUUUAUGUGAUCUGCCUAGUGAUGUACCUGGUGAUCCUUCUGGGAAACAGCUUCCUUAUUAUCAUUAGCAUUCUGGAUUCCCACCUUCAUACCCCUAUGUACUUUCUCCUUGGGAAUCUCUCCUUCCUGGAUAUCUGCUAUACAUCUGCCUCUGUUCCCCAAAUUCUGGUUAAUUUUAUGAGUGAGAGAAAAUCCAUUUCCUUCACUAGGUGUGCACUUCAGAUGUUUAUGUCCCUUGGAUUGGGGUCCACAGAGUGUCUGCUGCUGGCAGUGAUGGCCUAUGACAGGUACAUCGCCAUCUGCAAUCCCCUAAGAUACACCAUCAUCAUGAAUAAGGAACUCUGUGUGCAAAUGGCUGCUUGGACUUGGAUUAUAGGGUGUCUGAACUCUCUGGUACAAACUACACUUGCUAUGAUGAUGCCAUUCUGUGGGACUAUCAUUGACCACAUAACCUGUGAGAUACUGGCCCUUCUUAAACUUAUUUGUAUAGGCAUUUCCCUCAAUGUGUUUAUUAUGACAAUUGCAAGUAUUGUUUUCUUAAUCACGCCUCUGCUAUUCAUUUUCUUCUCAUAUGUUGUCAUCCUCUCUACUAUCCUGAGGAUCAACUCAAGUGAGGGGAGGAAAAAAGCCUUUUCCACCUGCUCAGCCCACCUGACUGUGGUGAUCUUGUUCUAUGGGUCUGCUCUUUUCAUGUACAUGAAGCCCAAGUCCAAGGAAUCCAAGACUUCUGAUGAGAUCAUUUCACUGUCCUAUGGAGUGGUUACCCCAAUGCUGAAUCCCAUCAUCUACAGCCUGAGGAACAAAGAGGGAAUAAACCUAUAAAGACAGUCUGCUUUAUUUUAAUAUGGUAGUUUAUUAACUAUGCUAUCUGGAGGGAGAAUGAAUAAGAUAUAAAGAUAAAGAACUCUGAGAACUUCUUUAAUUAGGACCUGAGAAACCCAGUAUUCUGCCUCUGAUCAAUAUCUGAUGAAGCAUCUGGAGGAAGUGCAUCCCUUCAUAUAGAGGGUUAAAUUUGAUGUAAUAACUGAGCUACCUGUAAUGUCAAUGACGCUUUAGAAUUGAAUUUCAAAGCUGUGCAUCAGAAAUGACCAUGUGGAAAUUCAUCAUAAGCACUUCCUAAAGCAGGCAGAGAUUGGUUUCUUGAAAUAAGAAAAAGCCAUCUGCUGUCUACUGAGCCCAGGAAGUGAGACAACAACUUUUCAUACAGUAUAUUGAUCAAUGGAAAGAGAUCUGCUUCUGAAGUAAGACAAACAAGAUUCAAAUACCACCAGUGCUUCUGAUGACCUGUGUAAACUUAAGAAAAUCAUUUGACCACUCUGGGCAUCAGUUUCCUCAUCUACAAGAAGAAGAGUUUGGACUUUAUUGCCUCUAAGGUUGCUUCCAAGACUAGAUCUAUGAGUCUAUGAGCUAUUCAAUUGUUUAGCAAGUAGAACUCAGUCUGCACCUCCAGAAAAAAAAAACACCCAGAAAUGGUUGCUGAGAAGAAGUAAUCAAUUGAGCCUCAAAAUUUCUUUAUGGAAGAGAAGUGUCAA